CAUUUCACAUUAAAAGUUGACCUUGUCAUUGGUCCGGUGCCAGUGAUAUGUUUUGUUUGCAAGUCGUCCUGAUUUGGUAAACAUUCGACCCAAUUUCUAUGUACAUCCGUAUCUGAAAGUGUGUCAAACUGUAAAUAAUCCAGCCUUUUGCCAGGAAAACUGAGCUAAAACAAUAUGUCUCCACCUGCAAACCAACGAGAGACAUAACAAGUGACCAAAUGACAUGUCGUGCAUCGACCCCAAGAGCAUUAUUUGAAGGUUUGGAUGAAAAUGAUUUAACGAUGUUGUAACGAUUUUUUAUAAUACUAACUCCAUUUGAACCAUGUUUUUAAGAACUAACAUCACGUGUUUUAUAUUUUAUUUUAGCCGUUUCAAAAUAGAUGAUUUGUCGUUUGGCGUAGUAAUAUUGACGGAAAAGCACAAGUUGUGGUGGCAGGGUUAUUUAAGCCAGAAACAAUGACGUACAACGUGCUGCUCGAGGAUAUUGUGCGGCAGACGGGCGGCUGCGGUCUCUACCAAUGGCUCCUCUGUCUCAUCGUCCACACAGGAAAGACCAUCUCUUCGUGGAGCUUGAUCGCCAUGACGUUCAUCGGACAGGACCCGGGUUUCCGGUGUCUUGACGGAGCGGUGCGUAAUGAAUCAGGACAGGGGUAUGGACAAAGGAACACAACAGGAGGGGAAGGGUUUUACGACAGCCAGUGUGAAUUAGACAACACCACUAGCUUAGCUUCCUACAACUAUGAUCCAAGAAUGGUUACCAUUGUUUCAGAGUACGAUCUUGUCUGUGGCCGGAAGUGGAUUCCAGCCAUGAUCACUACGAUUCAGAUGGGAGGCGUAUUAGUUGGUUGUCUUAUUUCCGGCCAGUUUGCAGAUACAUACGGACGGAAACCCACAUUUUUUGUGUCCGUAUUUUUAAUCAGUGCAUUUAAUUUGUCGGGAUAUUUCUCCGUCAACUGGGAAAUGUACACCGGCAUGAGGUUUCUGAUUGGGGUCGCGGUAGGCGCUUAUGUGACCGUCCAAUACAGCUUGAUGAAUGAGUUUGCCACGGUGAAGUGGCGCCCGGUUAUCGUGGUCACACCCUCCUUUUCCAUACAGGCGAGUCUGUUUGCACUCCUGGCUUGGAUGGUCCACGACUGGCGAAAAAUCCAUCUCGCCACCGUCAUUGUGGGCAUACCCUACUUAUUCUCCUGGUGGUUUAUGCCAGAGAGUUUCCGCUGGCUGGUUACACGCGGUCGGUACAAGGAAGCGGAGACCGUGAUAUAUAAGAUAGCACGCGUGAAUCGGAAGCCCGUACCGGACCUUACGAAGGUAAUGGAUGCGGCUCGAAUGGAGGAAACAAAGGAAAGCCGACUCCGAAGAUACACAUGCCUUGAUCUCUUCCGGUCCCGGGACAGCUUGAAGACCACCGUCGGUCUACUUAUUGUUUGGUUUUCUACGAAUUUUGGUUACAUCGGGAUCACAUUCGGAAUUCGGAGCCUGUCGGGGGAUUUGUAUAUGAACAUGUUCCUGGUCAACAUCGUGGAGGCGCCCGUCCAGAUCAUAGUCGCUCUCCUUGUCAACUGUUUCGGUCGGAAGAAGACGUGCAUGAUAUUCUACAGUUUGGCGGGCAUGAGUGGAAUAGCGGUGGGAGUCCUGCAAUAUGCCGAUUCACCGUUAAGCGGUACGGUGACUAACGUGAUAGCGCUGGUGGCCAAAAUUGGCGUGGCGUCGGCCUUGCAGUCUCUGAUGCUCUUCACUUCUGAGAUCUACCCCACAGUCGUCAGAACUAUAGCGUACAGUGUCCAUUCUAUGGCUGCCAGGGCGGGAAGUAUGGUGGCGCCACAGGUGGUGUUCCUGGACGAAGCGCAGCCCGGCCUGUUGUACUUUGUGAGUGGCAUACUGAUGAUAUUGUCUGCCUUUAUCAUGAUCAUCUUCCGGGAGACCAAGGGACUAGAGCUGCAAGAUACGCUGGAGGAAAUUAUCGAUGAGGGCGGUCUGGACGUCAACGUCACAGUUGGAAAUGGCGGUGGAAUUAACAACGACGGCCAGUACGACAGGAUGUCAGUGGAUGCCCGGAACGCAAACGGCAUUCACGAGGAUAAUCAAGCAAGUGUGGCCUCUAUAGUAUGAGGUUUUUUUAACUGUGGCCUCUACAGUAUGAGAUUUUUCAAGUGUGAUCAUUACCGUAGGAGGUUUUUCAAGUGUGGGCAUUACCGUAUCAGGUUUUUCAAGUGUGACCUCUACCGUAUGGGGUUUUUCAA
Molecule: messenger RNA, 2240 nt
Organism: Mya arenaria
Lineage: Eukaryota; Metazoa; Mollusca; Bivalvia; Myida; Myidae
Product: organic cation/carnitine transporter 2-like
Exons: 9
Coding region: 457-2109 (550 amino acids)
Biological process (GO): transmembrane transport
Cellular component (GO): membrane
Molecular function (GO): transmembrane transporter activity
Source: RefSeq, a predicted model, not a curated record